AUUUAUCUGGCUUCAGUACUGAGGGCAGUGUGGAGACUUCACUUUCAACAUGACACCGUUGAAACUGGCUUUGCUGCUCAUAAGCCAAGUGGCUUUGUACGGGAGCGUGACAUCCAAGAAAGUGUGUGGUCGCCCUCCUAUCACAGAUGGCAUCGAUGAGGUGAGACUGAAGCGAGUGUAUGAGGUCGGGGAGGAGGUGACCCUCACAUGUGAACAGGGGUACCUCCCCUCCACCACAACACCUAGGAGGAUCACUUGCACCGGCACAGGAGACUGGACAGCAUCAGACCUGCUCUGCACACCAAAAAUGUGUGCCAUCCCUCGACCCCUGCAGCCCUUAGCAAUGGGGAGGACGGAAGCCCCCUUCAAGAGCAUUCUCAAUUUCACCUGUGAUGACGGAUAUGUAAUGCAAGGAGCCAAUGAAAGUCAUUGCCAACAUGAUGGAACUUGGAGUCACACCCCGCCGCUCUGCAAAGCUGUGAACUGUCCGCUGCCGGUGCCCCCAAGAGAUGGAAAAAUAACCCAUGACAAGACAGUCACCGGAAGCCACACUAUUUAUGGGCAAAGCUGGACGUACGAAUGCAACCCACCAAAGGCCCCGAGCUUCGAAAGAGGAUCCUGCAGGGCCGAUGGAACUGUACCUGAGCCUCCAGUCUGCCGAGAGGUGAGCUGUCCAAUCCCAACAAACAUUCCAAAUGGAUUCAUUACCUUUGCGGUGAUGAGAACGCACAGCUACAAGGAGACGGUGAAGUAUGGCUGCAACGAGAACUACGUUCUGGAUGGGGAGGCUGAAAGGUUGUGCACAAACACAGGAAAUUGGUCUGCUCCACCGGUCUGCAGAGCACCCUGCAAGGUCAACAUCAAACGUGGUCGGAUUUUCUACAACUCUAAGAAGCUCUGGAUCGCAGACUUGAAACCCAACAGAGUUCUUCAUGGGGAACAUGUGGUCUUCUACUGCAUGAACAAAGAAGACAGGUGUGGCUAUCCUGUGGCCAGCACAUGCCAAGAUGGGACUCUGCCCAUCCCACAAUGCUUUGAAGAACCUGGAAAAGUGGAGUACACCCUGAGACCUAAAUCCCUUCCAUCAGAGAUUGCGAUGUGUCAGUCGACCGCCGUAUAAAAACUCUUCAUGCACCCUGGAUCUGCUAUCGAUUGACUCAAUUCAAAUGUUGUGAAUUUUCUGUGACUGUGAAAGUAAUAAAGGAAGUUAAACUAUC
Molecule: messenger RNA, 1217 nt
Organism: Synchiropus splendidus (mandarinfish)
Lineage: Eukaryota; Metazoa; Chordata; Actinopteri; Syngnathiformes; Callionymidae
Product: beta-2-glycoprotein 1-like
Exons: 8
Coding region: 50-1120 (356 amino acids)
Source: RefSeq, a predicted model, not a curated record